AUGCCAUCUGCUUUAGCCAUACAACAAGAAGACAACAACAACGAUACUUCUGUAUUGAAACAGAAACUGAAUAUUCGUCGUCCUCACAAUACUAAUAACAAUUCGAUUCAUUUCACAAAGAUAAAACCAAAACUGAAAAAAAAUUUAAACUGUAAUAGUACUUUAUUACCAAAGAAAAAAUCAUCAUCUGUAGAUUCCAAUAAUAAUAAUAAUACAAUCACUAUAAAGACUUCAAAACAUUGGAUUUUACCACCAAGACCAAGACCAGGUAGAAAAACAAUAAAGCAUUCUAAUCAUACGGCAGAGAAACCAACAAAAGUUCAAAAAAACUCUUCAAUGACAAAUAAUAAUAAUAAUAAUAAUAAUAAUAAUAAUAAUUAUCUUGCAUUUCUUAAUUUUGAUGAUACAGAUUUAUCGCAAGAUGAUCAGGAUAAUGAAUAUACAAUAAGGAAGAAAAAUUGUUUCUCUCCAAUGGAUUUAUCUCCAACAGAAACAAUGGUUUCCACACCAAAUCAUGAAUUAAAUGUUAAAAAAUUUAAUACUACUACAAAAACCACUACUGAUACUGCUACUUCUUCCACUGAAGAAGUCGAUUUUUAUAACAGAAUAUGGGAAUUCUUACCCAGAUAUAAUAAUAUUGACGAUUUUAAUGACACAUCCUACAACGAAAUUUCAAAUAACACUAAUAAGGACUCUUACGUCUACAUAGCACCAUCAUUGGAAGAACUCAUUGACGAACAAACAGAACUCGAUUUCCUCACAUCUCCAAACUUAUAA
Molecule: messenger RNA, 777 nt
Organism: Kazachstania africana CBS 2517
Lineage: Eukaryota; Fungi; Ascomycota; Saccharomycetes; Saccharomycetales; Saccharomycetaceae
Gene: HAP4
Product: transcription factor HAP4
Exons: 1
Coding region: 1-777 (258 amino acids)
Biological process (GO): regulation of DNA-templated transcription
Cellular component (GO): nucleus
Source: RefSeq, a predicted model, not a curated record